AUGCAAAACCCAGUGUUCGCCAUCGCAGAAGCCAGGCAUGAUGCACUGCUCCAUCAGCUACCCCAUCCGAACACAAGUGGCAACAUCUCCUCGUGGCAAGUCCCUCUUCAGGCCAGACUUGCUACCGUGAAUGCAGUCACGCAUCCUGGUGCUUUCAUUCCUCCUCAUCAUGUGCCGCAGGCAUCGCUUCCUGUACAGCAUGUCGCAACGAUGCCCCAGGGAUUUGUUUAUCCUGUCCAGCAGACGGCUCCAGGCGUGAUGUAUCAUGUCCCUCCGCAAGUCGUGCAGCAUCCUGCUAUGCAUCAAUAUGUUGAAGUUGCGAAGACCGAAGCUUUCCAUGACAUCAUGCAGCAUCAGCUCCACAACCGUCUGGUGACUCAUCAUCCCCACCCCUUCACAACCCAACAGAAAUUAGCCUUGAGGCACGAAGAGCUUACUAUCGGGAUAUCUUCCAUGUUUGAGAUUGACGCUGGAAACUGA
This is a messenger RNA of Guillardia theta CCMP2712, 480 nucleotides long. RefSeq lists its product as hypothetical. The transcript has a single exon. The record is from RefSeq and is a predicted model, not a curated record. The coding region runs from base 1 to 480 and encodes 159 amino acids. NCBI's taxonomy places the organism in Eukaryota, Cryptophyceae, Pyrenomonadales, Geminigeraceae.